Molecule: messenger RNA, 765 nt
Organism: Suricata suricatta (meerkat)
Lineage: Eukaryota; Metazoa; Chordata; Mammalia; Carnivora; Herpestidae
Exons: 5
Coding region: 1-684 (227 amino acids)
Source: RefSeq, a predicted model, not a curated record
AUGACGCGGCCCGGCCCGCGUCCUGAGGUCUCCGUGAAAAUCGCGCCGGGACGCAGCUCAGCAGGCUUUCCGGCUGGACGCUUGGGGAUUGCGGUCACCUGGAGAGGGCGCGGCGGGGCUCUGCCCGUUCCCCCUGCCUUACUCUUCGCAUCUCUUCUACCUGGCGGUUCCCGAGUUCCUUGGGCUGUAAUUCAUGUUCAUUGGAGUACAUCAUCCACAAAAGAUGACCUACCAAUAAGAGAAGUCACAAAGCUAGUAAGCAGAAGAGACAAGAUUGGAAUCUCAUCUCUUGAUGCCCAGUACUGUGGUCUUUCCUUUACACACUUUCUCCUUAUCUUGGAAUUCCUCAUAUACAUCAUAAGCUUUCAAGAAAUGGAUGCAAGAGGGACACCUGACUGGCUCAGUUGGUGGAGCAUUUCGUUCCGACUGAUUUCAUGUUUCAAAACAAAGAGGCAGAAACCUGUGCUGUAUGUCCUGUAUUUAUUACCACUCUCGGAAGACCGACAGACUGGAAUCAGAAAUCUUACCACCAUGUUAGUAUUCUACAGCUGCUUCUGUGAACUAUUCCAGUUGUUUAAAGAACACAAGAUUCAAAACUACAUAAACCUGUGUUCGCAUUCAAGCUGGACAAAAAACUACAGCUGUGUGACCUUAGAUCAGUCUCUUAACCUCUCUGAGCCGUAAUUUCCUUAGUCUAUAAAAUGGAACUCUAGGAGAAGGACACUCUGACUGUGAGAACUAAAUAAAGCUUUUACAUAGUGCCGA